This is a messenger RNA of Orussus abietinus, 2444 nucleotides long. RefSeq lists its product as uncharacterized. Bases 216 to 1730 code for a protein of 504 amino acids. NCBI's taxonomy places the organism in Eukaryota, Metazoa, Arthropoda, Insecta, Hymenoptera, Orussidae. The record is from RefSeq and is a predicted model, not a curated record. The transcript has 8 exons.
CUCAAAUUUUGUAUCUAAGGAUCUCCACAUCACCUAGCGGCGUUCUACUGAAAUUGUUCCACAUUUCGUGUAGCCACUGAUCUUUGCCUACAACAGAAAUAAAGAUGGCGAAAUGCUGACGAGUUUUUCUGUCGAGGACCUGUCAAAGUAGACCGAAAUACGCGGUUUUGCGACCUGAAUAGCCGAUAAAUGUGACUUGUCGUGGGUAUACGGAGAUGCCUGUUCUGCGCGUUUAUGGUUUACAAGUGGGAAUCAUUUUUCUACUGCUGCAAGUUGAAACCUCUCUUGGUAGCAACUAUGUGACAAUAUCUCAAGAUGGACCUGCAGUUCUCGGAGCUGCGAUCACGCUUCGAGCCGACCUGUUUGAUAUGAGCGGCAAUAGGCCUUCGGGAAAGUUCCAGUACUCGUGGACGGAUCAUGGAUUCCACUCGUACACGAGCGAAUGGACGUCAAAUACAACCACUUAUUGGACCCUAGUGUAUCCCGCAAAGAAUUCUACAAUUGGAAUACAUCAUGUCGAAGUCACCGUCAGAUCAUCCUUUGUAAUUACUUACGAGAUUGCAAAGGGAAUGAGCGAUGUUCGCAUAACCUCUAUGCUCAAUGGAAAAAUAAUGAUAUCCCAACCCAACAGGACCACCGAAAGUAGAUACGUAUCAUCAACGAGUGAAGCCAAAUCAAUCGUUAGUUUGCACAAGGGUGAUUACAAUUACCUGAUGACAAACGCGACAUCUAUCUCGACUUUCUGGUUUGUCGACUGCAAGUUUUACGGCCAAUCGGAAAAUUUCUCCUUUGGCUACAAUUUUACAAUUCCAAAUACAUCGCACACAAUCGAAGCCUUGGUGAUAGCAUCUUUUGACCCACCACCACUGACAACUGUGGCCCCAGUGACGACGUCAACGACGACGAUACCGACGUCGAGCUCGAUGGCUCCACCAGUACCAAUUAAUUCUACAAAACUAAACACUACAUCAACCCCUAACGAAACAACCCCUGCAACGAGAACGACUUCGACGACUGUGAAGCCAAUGUCAAGUUCCACUCCGAUGACAAACUCGAUCCCAGAGAUGGGGAACCUCUCGUUUCCCUAUGUUUGCCUCAACUCUUCGAUUAUACCUCCAGACCCAAACAAGACAUAUGGGUACUUUGUUAGGAAAGUCGACGUCAGAGCCCCCAUAUCCAAUAUCACAGUCGAGGGCACAAACUGGGUUCAGCCCUGGGCCUUGUUGUCACUGAACGUAAGCUGCGGAGGCACCGGACCCUUCAGCAAAUGCUUACAAUACCACCAAGGAGUAUACAACGUUACUGGAAACGAGACGUGUUCCUUCAUGGAUAAACUACAGUCCUGUAACUUCUCCAUCACCCAUUACUUCUUGGAGCCGAGCGUGUACACCAUUCUAGUCAUCCUCAACAACGACAUCGGCAAGCAAAUCUAUCCAUUGACUAUCAACAUAUACAAAGUUACUACGAAACCCCAGCUUUCGGUGAUAGUUGUACCGGUGACCUGUUCCUUGGUCGCUAUGGUGUUGAUCAUCUUCGGAGUGGCCUACUACAUCCAGAGCAGAGCCAGAUUCACCAUCGAAGUAGCGGACUUCGACUUCGGUCACAGUAAUCCUGAGAUGGAGUACAAAACCUUCACCGAGAGGCUGCGAGACUCCUUUAAUAACGCUGUAAGCCACGGAAGCGAACGGAUAAGCAUACGUCCGCCCUAUUACGGCAGCAUGAACCGUUGAAGGGCUCGGAGGCGCACAGAGACGUAGAAUAUCGCCGAAAUACAAGCCGCUCAACGCACCUGGAUCGAUGCAGUGACAGUGAAUCGAGGACAGAUGGCCAACAUUUAGAUGAAUUCCAAAGAGAAGAUGCACCGACAGAGUUUGAGUCUGUCAGGGUUCCAGCUACGAGAUCGACCAGCAAUUGCUCGACUCGAGUUGGAACUGUGAGAAAGAGAAUAAUUCCGGUGGCAAGAACACGUCCAUUCCCUGCCGAAUGAUCGAAUAAAAUCAUUCGGCAAGUAAGAACUUUAAUCUGGAUUUUCCUAGAUGAAAUGACGUACACAAAUACACAUACAUAUACACUGAAUCAUCGAUUAACUUUAAAGAGGAGACUCUCAAGGGACUCAUGAAUCAUGAAGUUACUAAUAGACAGCUUAGCAAUUUCGGGUUAUGUAAGAUGGUUUCUGUGGAUCGAAACAUUUCCAUUGCCAGUGUAGAAAGAUUUUUAGCUUGCAAAGCCAGAAAUGUCAUGAUCACUGGGUCAGUGAGCUGCAGUAUUCGUAGAGAGUAAGACUUUCGGGAUAAAAUUCUACCGAUGCUCUGUCGAGUCCAUCACGUUAUCAAUUGGAUGCUUAAUCAAUCAACGAAUGCACUUGUAAUCCACAUGAUAAGCGACAGGUAAUACCGAAAUGUGUACAUAGAGAUGACUAUGAAAUAAACAUUAUAGGCUGUGAA